UACCUGCAGUCAACAUAGCCAUUGCAGGCCCCUCACCUAUUCAGUAAAGAUAAGAACUCACAUGCCAACACAUGAUCAGAAAUAGAGAGGAUUGGGGAUGCCUUCCUGAGGAUUUGCUGAUGCCAAGUCCCUCUGGCUGGUUCCGGUGAUCUUGGAACAAAUAUUAACAAUGGAGACGAGACUGUCCUGUUCCCUAAGAAGAGGCUGUGAAACCAAGAGAUUAAAGAAAAAGUGAUGAGACUUUCGAUGAAGGACUGAUAGAACCGAGUGAGGAUGACAGAGAAAGUCAGUGUCAGAUUUUGACUGUAUUGGUGUUUCGUACCAUUUUUAUAGAGGAGUGGUUGAAUGGUUGAUUAUUAUCCCAAUAAAAUACGUCUUUUAACUUUUUUAGAGACAAAAACCUCAGAAAACAGUAGCCAGAGAAAGCUUUUGGCAGAAAACAAAAUCUAUGGUAUCAAAUUAAAAACAGAAGUGUGUUCUAUUAUAAGAUUUUCACUAACGAGUUUAUUGUCUUCACGGCAAUAUUGACAACCCACUGUGUCACCGGGUACCCAAACCGGUACACAAACCAGUUUCUGUCAGUUAUUUAUAAUAGUCCCAAGUUACAUCACCCGUUCUGAAGUUCACAGUUGAACGGAAGAGGUGCAGAAAGAGGUUGAAGGCGCGAAGGUACAGCCCAAUCAACUUCCUUUUCUUAUCUCCUUGUCCUACAGUUGGGACAUGGCUCCUUAGUAUUGAAUUCCUGUGACUAAUUACGAAACAAUCGGCAAUGCGAUUGCUGUCUGUCAGAGAUGUCUGUCAUGACAACGCUGCUUACCUGUCGCUGCAGUCAACAUGGCGAUAGCAGACGUCUCACCUGUUCAGAAGCAGCGACAUUGACCGUUGAUAACAACAAAAGGACAUGUCCUCGACACCCAUGGACUGCGAUCAACAACCUGAGUCUUCAGGACUCGUUAUCAGCCAGCGCAUGUCUCACUCGGACACAAGCAUGUCACUAAUAAGUAAGACACUGGACUUAACAGCAGCUGCCGACUCUGGUAACUGGACUCUUCUCCACGAUUGGCUGAGUUCCGAUGACGUCACAAGAUGUGAUAUAGAACAAAGCUACAUACUCCAUAGACUGGCAGCAGCACCGGAAGUCAGCCUCUCACUGGCACGAGAUAUUUUAACAAAAAUAUUGAAACAUAAAGUAGACAUCAACAUGGUGGAUACAAACGGUGACACAGCUGUCGUGGUUGCUGCCAGAUGUGACAACACAAAGAUGGUGAUGGAGCUUCUAUCCCGACAGGCAGCUCUACCACCUGAUGUAACACACGUGUGUUCUUUCUUGCAGACUCUGACUAACAACUGGAAACCACAAGAGACGCCUUAUAUGCACGCGCUUGUUGUCAAACUGUUGUGGGACAGACUACAAGACACAGCACUACACAGCUGUCACAAACAGCUUCACCACACACUGGUCCGGCUGGCAGUCACGUUUCACACGUCACUUGUACGUGAAAUGUUUGUAACAGAACAACAAGUGAACUCUGUAGACAGUGAGGGGAUGGCCGUGUUACACAGAGUGGCCAUGUUUGAUAGCGAGGACCAUGUCCGUGUUGUGCUCUUUCUCAUCAGCAAAGGUGCCAACGUUAAUCUACAGACCACGACAGGUGACACACCUCUACAUGUUGCUGCCAAGCACAAGAACUGGGCGAUAAUGGAGGUUUUGUUACACCGACAAGCCAAAAGUGAUGUGGUUGAUUGUGAACAGCGUUCAGUUUUACACAUCAUGGCUUCUUAUGCAGAUCCUGAAUGCUUCUCAGAUAUCAAUGACAUCCUUCCGUUGUUAAUCCAUAACAACAGCGACAUCAACAAAAAGGACAGAGAAGGAAACACAGCCUUACACCUGGCAGCACUCGCCGGUAACAUGGGGUUUGUGAAGACAUUGUUACAUCAUGGUGCACGUGCUGAUGUUGUUAACGACGAGCAGAAGACAGUGUUACACAUCAUGGCGAUGUCGGGAUGUACUAACCUUUUAUCGCUCACCUUAAACAAAGGAGCAGACGUUCACAGGACCGAUUGUUACGGUGACUUAGCUGUACAUCUUGCUGCAAAACAUAACAACUGGAAUUUCGUGGAAUUUCUUUUAAAGUAUUUUAGCGACCUUUCUCAUCCUGACAGUGAAGGAUUCAAUAUUUUCCACAGAUUUGCGAUACAUCCAUCUUACAGACACCUGCAUUUGUUUUACCAAUUGCCUCAGAAGGUUGGUGAUAUAAAUUCAAGAAGUCGGAUUGGCGAUGCAGCGAUACACUUGGCUGCUAAACAUCAGAACUGGAACAUAGUGAAACGUCUAGUACAAGAAGGCGCCAUAAUUGACGAACCAGACAGUGAAGGGUUUCUUGUAUGUGACAGAAUGGCAAUGGGAGGAAAUACACAAAACUUUGAAUUCCAUUUUUUUAUGAAGUAUGACUUAGACUGUACCAGUCGCUCUUUGACUGGAGAGACAGUGUUGCAAAUCGCUGCCAAACAUGGUGACUGGUCAAUGGUCAAACGCCUAGUAGAGUACGUGGGAAAUAUAGACCAGGUAGAUUCCGAGGGUUUAACUCUAGUUCAAAGACUUAUGACUAAAAAAGCUAAACUGCACACCUCAAUAUUCUACCGUCUUCUUGAGCUCGGCGUCAAUCUCACCUGUCGUGAUGCAAACGGCGACACUGUGUUGCACCUGGCGGCUAGAAAUGAACGUUGGGAUAUUGUCAACUAUCUUGUGGAGCCUGACAGGGAUGGUUUAUCAGCUUUUCACAGAGCAGCGACAUCAGAUACAAGAGGUGCUCGGAAGUACGUAGUAAAUAUAGACGAGACUGAUUCCGAGGGUUUGACUCUCAUUCAAAGACUUGCUAUGAGCAAAGAAGGUAACUUCGGCACUUCACUAUUACGUCGUCUCCUCGAGCUCGGCGCUGACUACACCUGUCGUGAUGCAAACGGCGACACAGUGCUGCACCUGGCGGCUAGAAAUGACCACUGGAAGAUUGUCAAGUACUUUGUGAAUCCUGACAGCGAGAGUUCAUCGGAUCUUCACAAAGCAGAAACAGUGGAUACAAGAGGUGCGCGAAAGUACGUAGUAAAUAUAGACGAGACUGAUUCCGAGGGUUUGACUCUCAUUCAAAGACUUGUUAAUAGCAAAAAAGGUAAAUUACAUUUUUCACUAUUACGUCGCCUCAUUGAACUCGGCGCUGACUACACCUGUCGUGAUGCAAACGGCGACACAGUGCUGCACCUGGCGGCUAGAAAUGACCACUGGAAGAUUGUCAAGUACCUUGUGCAGCUUGGAGUAGGUACCGACUCACCUGACAGCGAUGGUUUUUCAGUUCUUCAUAGAGCAGCGACAGCAAUGGAAGAAACAGCAGGAGGUGUGCUUCUUUACAUUCUAAAACGGAAUCCCGACUUACACAAGCGAACACGACAGGGAGACACAGCCGUACAUCUGGCCGCCAGACACAGACAAUGGGACGCUGUUAAACUCUUAACAAAAUACGGUGCAAACAUUUUAGACAAUGACAGCGAGAGCACAACUGUUCUACAGAGAAUGAUUGCGUGUCCAGAUUCAACUGGACAACAGAUAUGCAUUCUUCGAAGUUUAGUGAAAACAUGUUCAGUAGAACAGCUUAGCAAGUCAUAUGGAUUACUUUUAUUUCAAGCCUGUAGACUAAAUGUAGUCCGAUUCCUGUUGGAUCACGGGGUCAGUAUACACCAACGCGACUCGGAAGGUCUUAGUCUUUUACAUCAUGUAGCGAAAACAAGAGAAUGUUUAUCGAUCAAAAUGACUCAGCAUCUUCAAUAUUUUUUGGAAAAGGGCAUUGGCUUGGAAGAUAGAUGUCCGAAUGGCAACACACCUCUACACUUCGCUGCUAAAUUUGAUAACUGGGAUAUGGUAAUAUACUUAGUGGAGCGAGGGGCAUGCAUUCAAGACCCUGACAGUGACGGCGUCUAUGUGCUCCAGAGACUGGCCAUGUACAGUGAGUAUGGUGAGAAACACAGUGAACUUCUUCGACUUCUCAUCACGAAUGGUGCAGAUGUGACAAUACGUGACUGCAAUGACAAUUCUACUUUACACCUUAGCGCCAAAGGCAACAAUUGGAGUUUUGUUCGUCAGAUUAUUCAAGAGACAGGUGACCUUAAUAUAGACGAGCUUGACAGUGAUGGCUACAACAUUCUGCACAGGUUAGCGCAAUCUGAGCACUCAGAGUUGGUAGAGGAUGUCUUGAACAGAGGAUGUAAUGUAGAGGCCUUGAGUAGAGAUGGCGACACCUGUUUACUUCUAGCUGCAAAGCGCGACAACUGGACCUUUGUAAAGAGUGUACUGGGUCACGUGUUCAACAGAAAGCACUCGUCAGACCUACUGGUGUACGAUCUUUCCUCAUCAGAAAAUGAUUCUCACGGUUUUACACAACACGUUUAUAGUAUGAGUCAAAUAAAUCUUUAUACGAGAGACCUACGUGGAUAUACGGUCUGUCAUCUUGCACUCAUAAGAAAACGGUGGGACGUCCUAUGCCAGCUGGCAGAAUGUGGCUACAACAUGGACAUCAUUGAUAACGAGGGACUCGAUCUCCUGCAGAGAAUGGCCUCAGAUAAUGUUUCUAAUCCUGAAACUCGUCGAAACUGUGACAGAUUGUUAGAAUCCAUGAAAAAAAACAGGUUUAUAUUAACUCGAACAAAUGGGCUUGGAAACACGCCAUUUCAAACAGCCGCCAAGAAUAAAAAUAUUCCAAUGGUAGUCCGUCUUUAUCACCUUUUUCAUGGUGGUGAAGACUUCAGUUCCACUGACAGCGAUGGACUGUCUCCUUUGUACAGACUUGUCGACAUUCUAAAUGAAACCAAAAGUCGGGAGGAGAUUGAAAGCAUAAUGGAAGAUAUUUUGAUAUCAUGUAAGGCACCUGAAAAAAUAUCUUGUGAUGGCAACUCGCCUCUUCAUUUAGCGGCAAAGUGUAGUGAUUGGUCGACUGUCAAAAUGUUGCUGCAGCACGGAGCACGAGCUGAUGUGUGUGAUCCUGAAGGUUUCACAGUUUUACACAGAUUUGCUCAAGAUAAGACAGUUCUGAUGAGAUAUUUUGGUCAGGGACCUAUUUCUGUCACUAAAGGACUGUUUAUUAAAGAACUUUUACAGAGAGGUGCAAGUCUACAUCAAAAGAAUCUCGAAGGAAACACGCCCCUUCAUCUUGCUGUCCUGUGUCACAACUGGGAUGUAGCUACAGAGCUUGUUUACCUUGGGGCCGAGGUAAAUGAACUCGACUCUGAAGGGUUCACAGUCCUCCAAAGACUGGCACAGGUACCAGAUCCCAGCGAUAGUGAGUCGUGUGUAAAACUCACUAAGCUACUGUUUGAGAGAGGAGCUCGGUGCGAUAUUCCGUCAAAGCGCGGUGAGACGAUGAUUGACAUUGUAGUCGAAAAUGAAAACUGGAUCAUGAUGAAAUGUUUACUUACUCAUGAGAUGCUUGCAAUCAGAGAACACGAUGACAAAUUUCUUUUGCACCGUUUGGUUUUUAGCGACAGUGGAGCUCAACACACUGAUGUCUGUGACCUUCUGAUUGAGAAAGGAUUGUCUGUGAAUGCUGAAGAUUGUGAAGGCAACACACCACUUCAUGUCGCAGCUCGAGUAGGCAACUGGGACUUGGUAGAACACUUCAUAAGAAAGGGUGGUAGCGGUAGAAAGCCAGAUGGAAACGGCUUUUCCAUCUUGCACAAAUUUGUAACUUCUGUGAACAUGUUUCAUUCGGUCAGAGAUAAUAAGGCCAUGAAAGAGCACCUUCACACAUUAGAUGUCAUCAUUUCAUCUGGGGUUGAUGUAAACGCUACGGACCCCCGGGGUAACACAGCGAUACAUAUCGCAGCAAAACGACAACUGGUUGGUAUUGUAAAACGCCUGAUAGACAUCGUUGACAACCUCAACACCACAGACAGCGAUGGCUUUACUGUGUUACUAAGACUGGCACAAACACCACACCCACAAUGUCUCCCUGUUUUACGCCGUCUGGUACAGAAAGGUGCUGACAUAAACUUCUGCUCGAUACAAGGUGAAUCAGCUCUUACACUUGCAGUUAAAAGCAACAACUGGCCUGUGGUACAAUUUCUGGUCAGCAGGGGUGUACAGUAUAGUGUACAGACUCUGGAGCAGCUUCACACUAUUCACAGACUGAUAAAGACUACCUCUUCGACAUUUCCCGAAGAUAAGAAAGUGAAGCUGAUGAAAUUGCUAACAAACAGUGGAUUGUCUAUAAACUUGCUAGAUCAGUGUGGAAAGACACCAGCAGAGCUGGCAUUCAUACAUAAGAAAUGGAAACUGCUGAGAUAUCUUUUGAAAUCGAAAGCAGACAUAAAUCCCACUUCCACAAAAUUAGACUCAUUUUUUCAUGAACUUACUAAAAUGGGUUCCGUUGACGAUGAUGUGAAAGAUAUUACACGACUCCUGGUUAUGUCUGGCUUGGACAUUAACCAACAAAAUAUCUUUGGUGAUACUCCAUUUCAUGUGGCAGCUGAGAAAGCCAACUGGGACGCUGUUAUAGUAUUCGUAGAGCACGGUGCAGACAUAAACAUUCUCGACAGAUAUGGGCGCAGCCUGCUUCAUACAGUUGUGGGUCAUCUCAGCUCGCGAGAUAAUAGGCAGCUGAACAAACAACAACUCCUAACCUUUUUGGUAGAACAUGGGGCAGACAUCAACAGGCGAAGUCAAGACAACAAAACUGUUUUACAAGUAGCAGCUGCGCGAAAUGACUGGGAAACUGUAGGAGUGCUCAUUCAAUUAGGAGCUGAUUGGGAACUCACUCCCAGUAAAAAGAAGUCGGCUUUUAGAAAACUUCAUCUCUUGAGCUGGGAAAAUGUCGACGAAGAAAAGGUGUGUCGUUUUGUACAUUAUAUCUCAAACGAUGUUUGUGACAUCAAUGCAUCUUUCCUGAAAGAAUACAAAUGUGAUAAAAAGAAAAGUAUUUUGCAGAUGUGUAUAGAAAAGUCCAACUGGCCUAUGGCAAAGGCGUUGGUAGAAUGUGGAGCUGACGUGUUUCAGCUGUACACACAUCGGACUCUGUUAGAGUUUAUGAUGUCUGCAUAUUCACAGAGUAAUACAAUAGCAUGGAUGUCUUUUCUUGACUCAUUGAUUUCAAAAGGGUUAGACAUCAACACUAAACUUAGAAAUGGAUCUGGAGUACUCUUCCAUUAUGAGACUAUCAAAAGCAUUAGGACUGACGACACAUUUAUGAGUAGUUUAUUUAAUUUGCUGUUGGGGAGGGGUGCAAAUCCUCUGCUUGUCAACUCUAGACGAUGGACAUUACUUCGAGAAGUAGCAGAGUUGGAUAACUACAGUAUGAUGACUGCUCUGAUGAAACUUCUUCCCGCUGGGGUAACAACACAUCAGCCGAGAUUUACUGAGGCCAUGUUACAGUCACAAAAAGUUUCCACCGCACAGACUGCGUCCCCAACAGAAAAGAUGAUCCGGGACAAGAACAUCUUUGCCCUCAAGCUGUUGAUCGAAUCAGGUGCAAGUUCAAACGCAGAGUUAUUUCGUCUGAACACAGAAUACCAAGUGAAGCUGGCAGGACAGGCAGACACUGAUGCCAAAGUUAGAGAGCUGCUUGAGGUGUUGAACAUGGCCGCCAGUCAACCUCGCUCACUGCAGUCACUGUGUCGUCUGACUGUUUCUCACUGUCUUGGUUGUGGGCCUGGAAGGCACGACAGACUAAAUCAUUUGCCUAUUCCUCCUGUAAUUAUAGAAUUUCUUUCGUUUGAUGACUUAGUUUCACAGCUAAAGAAAAAAGCUAUGGGGGAUGUGGGCCUGAUAGGACAGACAGACUCAAUAGCUGGCCUAUUUAUCCUCUAUGAAGGGAACUUGUUUAACGACAUUCUUCCCGAAGCUUUUCUUCCGACGAUCCAUAAAGAUGACUCGUCGAGUUCGUCAAUCGAAUCCACUGACAGUGAUGAUGAACAUUAUUAGUGGUAAUUUUUUUCUGGUAGCGGUAUCAGCGAUGAAACUUAUUGCUUAACACAUCUAAAAAAUUUCAGAAUGCUGUCAUCGAGAUCUUCCGUUGACUUUAGUCCUUAAUUGUAUUCUCAGUCAUGCAUGUGAUGUACGUAUCGGUACAAAAUUAAUUAAAACUAAAGUCAUCUUCAUUCAAGAACAUUAACACAGUGUUCCCAUAGUCUUGUACUUUAGACUGCCGACACUUCCUAUACUUGUUUUGUCAGACAGACAUUGUUAGAGACUAAAUUGUAAGUGCUCAGCACAUGUCAAUCCUUGUAUUGUAUUAAAGUUCUCGAAAACUCUCUGCACAGAUAAGUAAUGAUAGAUGAUGGUUAAUAGACUGGAGGUGAGAUAUGUAAGGUAUAAACCUUGUAAAUUGUAUUCUGUGUAUAAACACUGUUGUUAAUUUUGUUACACUACAAAUUAUAAACUAUUUUUGUUGAUAAAUGAACCACGUUUCCUUUUUUGUUUGUUUAUUUGUUUGUUGUUGUUGUUGUUUUUUUGAUAAGUAUAUCUUUAAAUAGUAUCUAAAUGUACGAAAAUAUUCUAAAACUUUACAUAUCACAUUAAAUCUCACUAUCUGUCAAGGUGUUAAUCUGUGAUAUUUUGGCAACAUUUUGUGUGUAAAUGAAAAUGUUAAACUUUUGUGUUUUGGAGAUUUAAUGAUAUUGAAUGACACCUGCAGUCUUAUUGCUUCCUCCCUUCCUGCUCCGAUUGUGUGUUGUGUCUGCUUUAGCAAGUCUCGUUGUUUCUGUCUCAACAGUAUUUCUCUAAAUAUGAAUUUUUUUAUGGACAAAACUAUCCCACUCGCGCCUCGGGUUGCGAAUUCAAUUCGUUCCAUAACGAGGCUCGUAUGGUUAAAAACUUUAACCUCGAAACUAAUUUCCCAAUUUAUCCGCACCGCACGAAAAAUAUCAAUAUAAAGAUCAAUCAACAUUGUAUCUUAUGCAGAAUUUAAGCAACUUUUCCAAAAAAAUAACAAUGAAACUCUUGGAUUCAAUGAGUGGUAGACGAGCAAGAGCUUGAUCUUGUACUCUCCACUUGCAGGUAAGCUAAUCCUUCACUGGUUUGUGGUCCUCUCACUAGUAAUUAGGGGCCGUAACCUGGCCCAUCUACUUGCUGUCAAGGGACUGAACUGGGUUGGAAAUAUGUCAAAAAAAUUAAUUUGUUCAGAUUUUGUUUUUUUACAACUCUCUUUUUACCUUUGUUUACGAACAAUUUGUUUCGUUAUACAUUUUGUUUGCAUUCAGAAUCUUUAUCUUCAUGUGUUGGAAGUGUUUCUCAUAAUUUGUUUUCUCCUUUAUUACAAACUUUAGCUAUAGUUGCUAUUAUUCGUGUUACAUUUUCUCAAUUCUUUAAAAUAUUUAUGUAAUAAAAAAAACUGACUUUCUAUUGUUUUCAGUAUGCUACAUUGUGAAAUAGAGGUUUUAUUAUGA
Molecule: messenger RNA, 9423 nt
Organism: Pomacea canaliculata
Lineage: Eukaryota; Metazoa; Mollusca; Gastropoda; Architaenioglossa; Ampullariidae
Exons: 3
Coding region: 902-7960 (2352 amino acids)
Biological process (GO): intracellular signal transduction
Molecular function (GO): protein binding
Source: RefSeq, a predicted model, not a curated record